Messenger RNA from Aedes aegypti (yellow fever mosquito), 2313 nucleotides. RefSeq names its product acetylcholinesterase. Bases 162 to 1883 code for a protein of 573 amino acids. The transcript is spliced from 4 exons. The record is from RefSeq and is a predicted model, not a curated record. NCBI's taxonomy places the organism in Eukaryota, Metazoa, Arthropoda, Insecta, Diptera, Culicidae.
UCAGAGUGCGGUUUACUUGCUGCAAUCGUUCUGCUUUACUUUACGGUUGGCUCAUUCCAGUGGACGCCGAAACAAGUUCUCAGUUUGAUUUGGUAUUCGAUCGGCGGCGCGCACGAGAUUUCGAUCGCGCACUCUGCGGUAGAAGCUAGAAGUUGAUUAUAAUGAUCCCGUACGCGAUUUGUUUGAUCAGGCUGCUAAUUGCAAUAAUCAGAAAAGAAGUGGAAGAUUUGGUGGUGCGGUUUUGGCCUGGCAUAGUGAGACCGGUAGUGCAAGUGAGACAAGGACAGAUUCAAGGUAUUACGUCGAAAUUACCGAACGGGGAAUCGUACAGCUAUUUUAAAGGAAUUCCGUAUGCCAAACCACCGGUCAAAGAGUUGCGCUUCAGACCUCCAGUUCCGCUGGACAGUUUCGGAACCCCACUUUUGAAGUGCUUAGUUGAUAAAAAUGACUUCAUUCAGCCACACGUCUUGUUUAAGUCAUUUGUCACCGGUACCGAGGAUGCUCUGUAUUUGAAUGUGUAUACUCCUGCAACGGCGAAUUCGAAUGAGAAAAAAAUUCCUGUCAUGGUUUAUAUCCACGGUGGCGGCCUUGAGCAUGGUACGGCUAGCAGUUUCGUGUACGAUCCUCAGUACUUGGUGAUGCAAGGUGUAAUUGUCGUUACCAUGUUUUACCGUCUGGGACCGUUUGGGUUUCUGUCAUUACCAGACGCCGGCGUUCAUGGUAACUUUGGGUUAAAAGAUCAACGCCAAGCCCUGAUGUGGGUGCAGGAGAACAUUGACCGGUUUGGAGGAGAUCCCCAGAAUGUGACGCUGUUUGGUGAAAGUGCCGGAAGCUGGUCGACUUACGUCCAUUAUCUGUCACCCAGCUCUAGAAAAUACUUCCAUCGCGCCAUAUGUCAGAGCGGUGAUACAUGCACCGAGUCCGGUCUGCAGAUAGACGCUGAAAGCAAAGCGCGCAAGCUAGCAUACUUGCUGGGCUAUCGGGGAAGUUCAGAUCAGGAAGUGAUCGAUGUUCUUAGAAAAGCUCCUGCGAAAGUAUUAGCCAGAUAUCAAGUGUUAUGUAACAAUGAGCAAGAAAAAACCUUCCCAUUGAGGUUUCCCUUCAGGCCUGUCGUAGAACAACUAUGCAGCGAGGAUGCCAUCUUGAACCAGACGCCAGAAAAACUGCUUAAAUCAGUCGACACCAUCAGAAUUCCAAUGAUUAAUGGAUACACGAGUAACGAAGGAAUUCUAGGAUUUAAAUCGAACAAACAUAGAUUGAAGAAGUUUGACGAAAACCCGAAGUGGCUUGUUCCAGAGCUGAUGGGCCAUCCAGCAGGCUUAAAUAGAACAGUAGUAGGAGAUCAAAUCAAGCAAUUUUACUUUGGGAACAAACGGAUUGGUCUAGAAACGAGCAAUGAAGUUACAGAUCUGUUCUCUGACCACACGUUUAUGACCACAUCGAAUUUGAGUGCUGAAUGGUUAGCAAAAUAUCAACCCAAUGCUGUACAGUACCAUUAUGUAUUCUCGUAUGUUGGACGAUUCAACUUUACCAAAGCGCUGUACAAAGCAAGUAAUCUGAAAGGAGCUUCUCACGGAGAUGAUUGUUUAUAUCUAUUCAAUGCGGCAUUCUUGCCACGGUUACCAAGAGCUAGCGAAGAGCAAAAAGUUAGGGAACAAUUUAUACGGUUGUGGACCAACUUUGCGAAAUACGGUGAUCCAACACCAGAUGGCGAUGACCUGCGAUUCAAAUGGAAACCGGUGAAAAAAGUUGUACGUACUUCACCGGACUUUGACUUGGACUGUUUGGAUAUCACAUCAGAAUUGAGGAUGAUACAAAACCCCUUUCAGGAAAGGAAAGAGUUUUGGAGAAAUAUGAUCAAAAAGUAUACAAACUAUUUGUAGGAUGCAUUUUUAGACACUGUUUUUUAUUAUAUUUUAAUUCAAUAGUUAAAUAAAUAUAUAAUGAAGUAGUAUAACAAGGAUGAGCAGAGUAACUUCUAAGUAAGCUUCAGAAUGAAAAUAUAAAAGUGAAGAAUGAAAACAUGAUAGCGAAUGAAUGAAAAUAUGAUAGCGAAUUCAUUGGCUCUAGUCAAUCUUUUACAGGGUAUAUUCUCUGAAUCAAUAUGCAUUCAAUCUAUUGAACCUGGUACAGUAAAAUAUGCAUUGCAUACGCAAAUGAGGGACUGAACAUUUCGGAGAAUUGCCACGGUUAUUUUCUUAUGAUUGUGUGCCCGACAUAGAAAAGUUAAAUGUGUUUCCAAUUGAAUUUCGUUCAUUGUAUCAUGUCUAAGUGGACUACGUUUUAAUUGGAGGGUUUGGGGCAUGGUGUCAA